AUGUAUAAUAAUUCCCCAGGCGAGGGGAGAUCGCCUCAGGAGCAGGCCAAGGAGCAACCUACAACAACGUCGACGGUUGCAGAACCACUACUGGAGCAAGUCAGCACAGAGGUCGAUAGCAAGCAAUUGAAGAUCCCUGCCAAACCCUCAAAGCCGGAUUAUCUCCCCCUCUCCUCUUUCCGGCGUCCGAAAGGACCGUCCGUGUACGCCGGCGCUGCAGCAGCAGAUGAUGUGGCUAAGGGGUUGUUGGUUAGUGAUGCAAUGCACGAUAUGACGUUUUAUACAGAGGUGAGCAAGUCCCUUCCUGAUGCCGGGCAACCUGUGUUAAACUCUGUUUUUUUUAGUCAACGACACAUUGUUAAUGACAGUCCUUCAAUUGAGGAGGAAAUCGCGCAAAUUGACAGUAAUAUUAGACUAUGGCGGUCUUCACGCCUACAGCAGGUGCUAACAAAAUACGACCAUGACAAAACACAGCAUGAGUUAGACAAGGAGGUUUCUGCGAGGAUUCGGAAAAAGGAAGAAAACGAACGCAACCGCACCCUACGCCGCAUUGACCGCAUGCUCGAUACUCUCUUGCCAAAAGUGCAGGAGACUAUUGACCGAAUAUCAAAGGAAAAAUAUGAACACAUAAGUGCCAAAACGCGCGAAACGUUGGAUAUUAAAGACAAACAGCGCAGUGAAACUCACAGACAAGUUCUGAGGGAUAUGCACGCCAAACAGCGCCAACGGCUUGUUGAGAGGCAGUAUCAGAAAAAUAUACAAGAAAGAAUAGCACUUGACACAAAGCAUUACUUCAGUUACAUGGAAAUCAUGGUAGACCUGCGAAGGUCAUACCUUCUACUGCAAGAGGCGUUUCAUGAACUAAAGAAGGUAGUUGGCGUGGUUGAAGAUGAAGGCAAAUUACGCCAACGAAUGGAAAAAAAUGAACAAAUCAACAGAGGUGACAUCCUUCAAGAAAUGGAGAGAAGGACGAUAUACCUCAAAGCUAAGGAGGCACGCAUCAGCAGUGCCCAAACGCCACUAACUGAAACAAUUAGUAAAAAACAAACAUGUAAAGAAGCAAAUCAAAAAAGGCAAUCACUGCCUCAAAACACCAAAAUACUUGACCCGAAAAAAAGUUUUGCUCACGCUCAUGAAACAGCCGAGCAGCAGCAGUGGCACCAACCACAACUAAAAAAACAGGACUCGACCACAAACCAAGAUCCCCAAGAAGUUCAACUCCCAAAAGAAAAUAAACCACAAAAAGAAAAAUUAAAAACAAACGAUCAUCAAGAAGAAAUCACACAAGAAAACAAAAAAAAGGAGCGUGAACAUACAGAGAAAAUUGCAUUCAAAAAGCUUGAACCUGAAGAUCAAAAGGAGCUUGACAUUGCGCAGCCUGAGGUGAUUCAGACACUUGAACCUGAAGAUCAAAAGGAGCUUGACAUUGCGCAGCCUGAGGUGAUUCAGACACUCGAGCCUGAAGAUCAAAAGGAGCUUGACAUUGCGCAGCCUGAGGUGAUUCAGACACUUGAGCCUGAAGAUCAAAAGGAGCUUGACAUUGCGCAGCCUGAGGUGAUUCAGACACUUGAGCCUGAAGAUCAAAAGGAGCUUGACAUUGCGCAGCCUGAGGUGAUUCAGACACUCGAGCCUGAAGAUCAAAAGGAGCUUGACAUUGCGCAGCCUGAGGUGAUUCAGACACUUGAGCCUGAAGAUCAAAAGGAGCUUGACAUUGCGCAGCCUGAGGUGAUUCAGACACUUGAGCCUGAAGAUCAAAAGGAGCUUGACAUUGCGCAGCCUGAGGUGAUUCAGACACUUGAGCCUGAAGAUCAAAAGGAGCUUGAAAUUGCGCAGCCUGAGGUGAUUCAGACACUUGAGCCUGAAGAUCAAAAGGAGCUUGACAUUGCGCAGCCUGAGGUGAUUCAGACACUUGAGCCUGAAGAUCAAAAGGAGCUUGACAUUGCGCAGCCUGAGGUGAUUCAGACACCCGAGCCUGAAGAUCAAAAGGAGCUUGACAUUGCGCAGCCUGAGGUGAUUCAGACACUUGAACCUGAGGAUCAAAAGGAGCUUGACAUUGCGCAGCCUGAGGUCAUUCAGACACUCGAGCCUGAAGAUCAAAAGGAGCUUGACAUUGCGCAGCCUGAGGUGAUUCAGACACUUGAGCCUGAAGAUCAAAAGGAGCUUGACAUUGCGCAGCCUGAGGUGAUUCAGACACCCGAGCCUGAAGAUCAAAAGGAGCUUGACAUUGCGCAGCCUGAGGUGAUUCAGACACUUGAGCCUGAAGAUCAAAAGGAGCUUGACAUUGCGCAGCUUGAGGUGAUUCAGACACUUGAGCCUGAAGAUCAAAAGGAGCUUGACAUUGCGCAGCCUGAGGUGAUUCAGACACUUGAGCCUGAAGAUCAAAAGGAGCUUGACAUUGCGCAGCCUGAGGUGAUUCAGACACUUGAGCCUGAAGAUCAAAAGGAGCUUGACAUUGCGCAGCCUGAGGUGAUUCAGACACUUGAGCCUGAAGAUCAAAAGGAGCUUGACAUUGCGCAGCCUGAGGUGAUUCAGACACUUGAGCCUGAAGAUCAAAAGGAGCUUGACAUUGCGCAGCCUGAGGUGAUUCAGACACUUGAGCCGGAAGAUCAAAAGGAGCUUGACAUUGCGCAGCCUGAGGUGAUUCAGACACUCGAGCCUGAAGAUCAAAAGGAGCUUGACAUUGCGCAGCCUGAGGUGAUUCAGACACUUGAACCUGAAGAUCAAAAGGAGCUUGACAUUGCGCAGCCUGAGGUGAUUCAGACACUCGAGCCUGAAGAUCAAAAGGAGCUUGACAUUGCGCAGCCUGAGGUGAUUCAGACACUUGAGCCUGAAGAUCAAAAGGAGCUUGAAAUUGCGCAGCCUGAGGUGAUUCAGACACUUGAGCCUGAAGAUCAAAAGGAGCUUGACAUUGCGCAGCCUGAGGUGAUUCAGACACUCGAGCCUGAAGAUCAAAAGGAGCUUGACAUUGCGCAGCCUGAGGUGAUUCAGACACCCGAGCCUGAAGAUCAAAAGGAGCUUGACAUUGCGCAGCCUGAGGUGAUUCAGACACUUGAGCCUGAAGAUCAAAAGGAGCUUGACAUUGCGCAGCCUGAGGUGAUUCAGACACUCGAGCCUGAAGAUCAAAAGGAGCUUGACAUUGCGCAGCCUGAGGUGAUUCAGACACCCGAGCCUGAAGAUCAAAAGGAGCUUGACAUUGCGCAGCCUGAGGUGAUUCAGACACUUGAACCUGAGGAUCAAAAGGAGCUUGACAUUGCGCAGCCUGAGGUCAUUCAGACACUCGAGCCUGAAGAUCAAAAGGAGCUUGACAUUGCGCAGCCUGAGGUGAUUCAGACACUUGAGCCUGAAGAUCAAAAGGAGCUUGACAUUGCGCAGCCUGAGGUGAUUCAGACACUCGAGCCUGAAGAUCAAAAGGAGCUUGACAUUGCGCAGCUUGAGGUGAUUCAGACACUUGAGCCUGAAGAUCAAAAGGAGCUUGACAUUGCGCAGCCUGAGGCAGCGGCACCUGAGGGUGACAUAGCAGUGGAAGCAGUUGAAGAGCUUGAAGAGCCACAGCAAGUUCCUGCAGAAGCACAACCUGAGGCACAACCUGAGGGUGACAUAGCAGUGGAAGCACUUGAAGAGCUUGAAGAGCCACAGCAAGUUCCUGCAGAAGCACAACCUGAGGCACAACCUGAGGCAGCGGCACCUGAGGGUGACAUAGCAGUGGAAGCAGUUGAAGAGCUUGAAGAGCCACAGCAAGUUCCUGCAGAAGCACAACCUGAGGCACAACCUGAGGCAGCGGCACCUGAGGGUGACAUAGCAGUGGAAGCACUUGAAGAGCUUGAAGAGCCACAGCAAGUUCCUGCAGAAGCACAACCUGAGGCACAACCUGAGGGUGACAUAGCAGUGGAAGCAGUUGAAGAGCUUGAAGAGCCACAGCAAGUUCCUGCAGAAGCACAACCUGAGGCACAACCUGAGGCAGCGGCACCUGAGGGUGACAUAGCAGUGGAAGCACUUGAAGAGCUUGAAGAGCCACAGCAAGUUCCUGCAGAAGCACAACCUGAGGCACAACCUGAGGCAGCGGCACCUGAGGGUGACAUAGCAGUGGAAGCACUUGAAGAGCUUGAAGAGCCACAGCAAGUUCCUGCAGAAGCACAACCUGAGGCACAACCUGAGGGUGACAUAGCAGUGGAAGCAGUUGAAGAGCUUGAAGAGCCACAGCAAGUUCCUGCAGAAGCACAACCUGAGGCACAACCUGAGGCAGCGGCACCUGAGGGUGACAUAGCAGUGGAAGCACUUGAAGAGCUUGAAGAACCACAGCAAGUUCCUGCAGAAGCACAACCUGAGGCACAACCUGAGGCAGCGGCACCUGAGGGUGACAUAGCAGUGGAAGCACUUGAAGAGCUUGAAGAGCCACAGCAAGUUCCUGCAGAAGCACAACCUGAGGCACAACCUGAGGGUGACAUAGCAGUGGAAGCAGUUGAAGAGCUUGAAGAGCCACAGCAAGUUCCUGCAGAAGCACAACCUGAGGCACAACCUGAGGCAGCGGCACCUGAGGGUGACAUAGCAGUGGAAGCACUUGAAGAGCUUGAAGAACCACAGCAAGUUCCUGCAGAAGCACAACCUGAGGCACAACCUGAGGCAGCGGCACCUGAGGGUGACAUAGCAGUGGAAGCACUUGAAGAGCUUGAAGAGCCACAGCAAGUUCCUGCAGAAGCACAACCUGAGGCACAACCUGAGGCAGCGGCACCUGAGGGUGACAUAGCAGUGGAAGCACUUGAAGAGCUUGAAGAGCCACAGCAAGUUCCUGCAGAAGCACAACCUGAGGCAGCGGCACCUGAGGGUGACAUAGCAGUGGAAGCACUUGAAGAGCUUGAAGAACCACAGCAAGUUCCUGCAGAAGCACAACCUGAGGCAGCGAACCUGAGGGUGACAUAG
Molecule: messenger RNA, 4917 nt
Organism: Trypanosoma brucei brucei TREU927
Lineage: Eukaryota; Euglenozoa; Kinetoplastea; Trypanosomatida; Trypanosomatidae
Exons: 1
Coding region: 1-4917 (1638 amino acids)
Molecular function (GO): microtubule binding
Source: RefSeq, a predicted model, not a curated record